UGACAAGAAGAGUGGGCUCGGCCAGACCGGGAAGGGCGUUGGGUUUGCGAUGCUGCAGGACAGGAUAGGCUGGCAGAGAAGCCGGGACCCCCACCCAAGCUGAAGCGUGGGAGCCGGGCCUGCCAGGCUGAGUGACACGAAUUACCCUCUGUACAUCCGAAGCACUCCCACAGAGAAUGAGCUCAAGUUCCACUACAUGGUGCACACGUCCCUGGAUGUGGUGGAUGAGAAGAUCUCCGCCAUGGGAAAAGCACUGGUGGACCAGAGGGAGCUGUACCUGGGCCUGCUCUACCCAACUGAGGACUACAAGGUGUAUGGCUACGUGACCAAUUCCAAGGUGAAAUUUGUCAUGGUGGUGGAUUCCUCCAAUACGGCCCUUCGAGACAACGAGAUCCGCAGUAUGUUCCGGAAGCUGCAUAACUCCUAUACGGACGUGAUGUGCAACCCCUUCUACAACCCCGGAGACCGCAUCCAGUCAAGGGCCUUUGAUAACAUGGUAACUUCGAUGAUGAUCCAGGUCUGCUGAGCUGGACCUCUGCCCUAGUCACCUGGAAGAGAAGCCUGUAUUCACCUCUGUUUGAUGAUUAUUUAUUCCCUUUCCUCUCCCUGAAUGUAACCUGUGGGCAGGGCUGUGUGCUCUGUACCUUCCUACUAAAGGCCUCACAUGACGAGA
Molecule: messenger RNA, 673 nt
Organism: Peromyscus maniculatus bairdii (prairie deer mouse)
Lineage: Eukaryota; Metazoa; Chordata; Mammalia; Rodentia; Cricetidae
Gene: Trappc2l
Product: trafficking protein particle complex subunit 2L
Biological process (GO): endoplasmic reticulum to Golgi vesicle-mediated transport
Source: RefSeq, a predicted model, not a curated record